Molecule: messenger RNA, 1673 nt
Organism: Patella vulgata (common limpet)
Lineage: Eukaryota; Metazoa; Mollusca; Gastropoda; Patellidae
Exons: 8
Coding region: 437-1054 (205 amino acids)
Source: RefSeq, a predicted model, not a curated record
GUACUUAGGGACUUGUUGGGUAUACCCAAGAACAACUGAAAUUGGGAUGUGUUUUUCAUGACAUUAUUGGGUAUUUCAGAAGAAAAACCCAAGAAAGGUUCGGACCCCAGUAUGUCCAUCAAUAUGUGUCCAUACGUGUAUUUCUUCAUAAUUGAAUUUCCCUCCCUAAUAAUGUAAAGGUCAAGGUUGUUUAUGAUCUAUGGGUAAGCUGAUUCAUUUUCAGCCAAUCAGGCAGCUGCAGUUGAGUCCAUACCUUCUUGGGUAUUGGAAGACCAGGAGGAAAUUGGUUGAUUCAAUUGUUUGUUACUGUUUUUGAAACAGCUCUCCUCAUAGUGCAGAAUUAUAAGGACAUGGUGUAUUGAGAGCUUAUGAUAGCCUAAAAUCGUUAUGCAAAGAAAUUGAACUAUCAAAACCACACAAGAUUACAAGCGUAAACAUGCGCAAGUAUACAGCUACAAUUGCUCAAAUAUUCGAUCUAAGCAACAACCAACAACAAUGGUUACUGAACCAUUUGGGGCACUCCAUGGAUGUGCAUAGAGUGCAUUAUAGACAAACUUCAGGAUUAAUUGAGAGAAUCGAUAUGGCAAAGCUGAUGCUUAUGCAAGAGUUUAACCUUACUUCCAAAUAUGCAGGAAAAAGACUAGAAGACAUUCAGUUGAAUGAAAUAGUAUUUAAUCACACAGUAGAUGAUUGUGAUGUAUCGACACAAGAUUUGACCGAGGCUUUGGAUCUUGAUAACGAUAAUGUAGACGAUGAUUUUCAACCUGCUAUGAAUGAUACUGGUAAGGAUGAAUUCAGCUUCACCGAUGAUGAUGAAGAUGACGAUUAUGAUCAUACCCCUAAAAAAAAAAGGAGUACUAAUGUCAGUACUAGAGUAAGAUGGAGUAAGGAAGAAGAGACGGAAAUAAGACACUUCUUCAAAGAAUAUUUUGCAACGAAAGCCACUCCUGGGCGGGAAGCAUGUGAAAACAUUAUAAAACAGAGUAAAUUUUUGAAAAGAAGGAGUUGGGAAACUCUGAAAAAAAAGGUCUGGAACAUGAUCAAAAAGAAGUGAAUGUACAUGCAGGCUGAAGAUGAUACUUCAUCAAGUUUAUGAUGUUAUUUAAAGUCUCAUUGUCAAUUUGCCGAAAUAAGAAAACAUGACCCUUGACAUCCGGACAAUAUUAUACUCUGCUGUGUUCAAUUGCAUAUACACAUAAAAAUAAAAACGAUAAAAAUACUAAAAUAGCAAAACAAAUGACUUCAACAAAGUCAAAACAAGAGUAUAUUACCAUGCCAACGCCGUAUUUAACACAUUUCAUACAAGUGUCAUAAAUCACUAUUAUAUAACAUAGUGAAGACAUAUUUUAUACUCUUUUAUAUUUCCUGUCAGAUAAAUAAACUUCAAAUAUAUCUAGUUUUGAUGCUUAUUCUAAUUAACCCCACCAAUGCCAUAGUCACAUCAAUCUGAUAGCUUGAUGAAAUGCAACAGUCAAAUACAAAGUGCAAUAUUUAUUAGAAAUUGGGCUUAACAUGCCUGUGCAGUGUAUUUGAUGUCGAACACAACAAAGUAUAAAAUUGUCCGGAUGUCAAGGGUCAUGCUUUAAUUUCGUCAAAUUGACAAUGGGAAAAAAAUCUGUAACAUAACAAAUAUGUGAAAUGUACAAAAAUAGAUAAUAAAAGAUCCUUUCAAA